Messenger RNA from Nothobranchius furzeri (turquoise killifish), 1743 nucleotides. RefSeq names its product mitochondrial rRNA methyltransferase 2 (gene mrm2). Gene Ontology annotation, biological process: RNA methylation. Gene Ontology annotation, molecular function: rRNA (uridine-2'-O-ribose)-methyltransferase activity. Gene Ontology annotation, cellular component: mitochondrion. The record is from RefSeq and is a predicted model, not a curated record. Lineage: Eukaryota; Metazoa; Chordata; Actinopteri; Cyprinodontiformes; Nothobranchiidae.
GUGACGUGUUUCAAACUAUGCGGACCUAAAUAGUUGUAACACCGUGAGUCGUCCUUUACGCAAGCGUGGUUGGUAUAUUGUGCACGAUAUUUGAAACCAAUGUGGACUUUGUGUUUACAGAAAAGGUGUUUUCACUCCUCGGUGAGUUUAAUGAAAACGCUAAAGAAGAAAAGUCCAGCGGAACAGCGCUGGCUGCUGCGGCAGCUAAAAGACCCGUAUGUUAAAGCUUCUCACAAACAGAACUUCCGGUGCAGAAGCGCCUUCAAGCUGCUGGAGAUAGAUGACAAGUUCGGACUUUUCCAGGCGGGUUACAGUGUGGUGGACUGCGGUGCAGCACCCGGAGCCUGGAGCCAGGUGGCGGUGCAGAGGGUCAACUCCACCGGGACAGAUCCAGACUCACCACGCGGCACGCUAAUCGGCAUUGAUCUCCUGAACAUCCCACCACUGGAUGGUGCCCACUUCCUGUCCAAUCAUGAUGUGAUGGAUCCCGCCACGCACGCCAAGCUGCAGGAGCUGCUCCCCGGCGGCCAGGCUCAUGUCAUCCUGAGCGACAUGGCGCCCAAUGCCAGCGGCUUCAGAGACAUGGACCACGAGAGAAUCAUCACAAUGUGUUUCUCUUUGAUAGACUUGGCUGGGAAGAUUUUGCAGCCUCGAGGCUCUCUGCUUUGUAAAUACUGGGACGGGAUUCUAACUUAUCAACUCCAGGAGAAACUCUCCCGUUUGUUCAGGAGCGUCCGGUCUCUGAAACCAGACGCCAGCAGAAAGGAUUCAGCUGAGAGAUUUUUCCUUGCCAGAAUGCAUAAAAAGUGAUCUUCACUGCCUUUAUUUAUUUGUUUUCCUGGUGAGAUGUACUAAAGUGCAGAGUGUGUUUCUGACCAGUGAGCUGCCUGAACAUGAAGUGGCUUCUUCAGUAGCUGCUAUCAAAAGAUGGCAGUGUUGAGGCAUCGGUCAGGCUGCAGGAGCAGAAGCAGCCACACUAAACAGUGUGAUGUGUUUCUGUUUCCUUAACACGGCAGCAGCAGUUUAUCAGUGAGAUGUAAACCUCUGGAGGAAUCCGUGAGAUUCCUCAACGGCACAGUGAUGCAUUUUUUCUUUAACAUUUCUGAUGUAGCCCCAGUUUUUUUAAAACUUUUUGGUACAUCUCAAUUUUUUGUUUUGUUUUACUUCCAAGCUAUUAUGACUCAACCUUCACAAUUACAAAAACCUAAAAUGAUGUAGAGGGGGAGGAAUUAUUGUCCCAGCAGAAACCAAAAGCAGUGCUAAAACCUACACUUCCUCUCAUGAACACUUGAGGCUGUCCAAACUCUCCAUUGAGCACAUUUAAAAGUCCAGAUUUAUGGCAGAAAUAAGCUCACUUAGAUCCAAACCAAUGGCUUGAGCCUAGUUCAUUCAGGGCAAUUUUGUAAGGCCUUCAAUAAUGCAUUAAAACAGCCUGAAUGAUGAGAGCAUCAGCUGAUGUGAUCAGUUCCUCCUCCUAAAUCCCAAAAGGACAACUCAAACUCCACAGACCAUUAAUUGACGUACCCUUUAUCCUUAAAAAAAAUCAUUAAUAAAAAAGAAAAAUUACAAUAGUUUUUUAAUACUGAAAAUCUUGUCAUUCAUUCCUGAAAUAACGUUUAUUUUUUGGCUUUGCAUAUCAAGUUCAGGGGUUAAAUGCUGUUUGUAUUUAUGCUGGACUGCUCUAACAAAUAAGCAUCAUCUAUUGGAAGGUUAAAGCUUGAAUAAAAGUGAUUUGGAAAUGUG